Closterium sp. Naga37s-1 is the source of this 900-nucleotide messenger RNA. NCBI's taxonomy places the organism in Eukaryota, Viridiplantae, Streptophyta, Zygnematophyceae, Desmidiales, Closteriaceae. The record is from the annotation of a GenBank genome assembly.
AUGGGCGCUCGCAGGGAGACGUUUCGUUGGGGAGAUGCGGAGGAGGAAGAGGAGGGAUUAGAUUCCGUUCUCCCGCCUACGCAGACGAUCGGACCCGACGAGAAGGGAAUCAAGAUCGUUAUCGAGUGGCGUCUUAACGAGGAGGGCCAGCGCGUUAAGGUGACGAAGAAAAUCCGCGUUAAGAAGCAACUCAAGAAGCUGAAGCCCGAGGUCAUUCGCCGCCGGAGUCUCAAGAAAUUCGGCGACGCGGUCGGGCAGGUCGGCUCCGACAACUUCACCAUGGUCUCCACAGAGGAGAUUUUUCUCGAGCGGCCCAACCAGGCGCAGUCGAAGCAGGACGAGCAGGCGAAACCCUCCGGCGACCUGGCGGCGAUCGGCAGCGCGUCGCUCAUGGUGUGUCGCAUCUGCGGCAAGAAGGGCGACCACUGGACCUCCAAGUGCCCCUUCAAAGACCUCGCCGCGGCGCGCGGGCUCGCCGUCGGGGAGAAGUUCGACGAGGACGGCGCCGCGCCGUCCGCCGCGGCCGGCGCGCCGUCCGGAAAAACCUCCUACGUCCCGCCGUCGCUGCGCGCUGGCGGCGCGGCAUCGCGCGCGGGCGAGGACAGCGGCGGCGGCGGGAGGCGCGGAGGCGGCAGGGACGACAGCAACUCGGUGCGCGUUACGAAUCUGUCGGAAGACACGCGCGAGCAGGACCUGCAGGAGCUGUUCGGGCCGUUCGGGCCUGUGUCGCGCAUCUACGUGGCGUUCGACCGCGAGACGGGACUCAGCAGGGGCUUCGCGUUCAUCAACUUCAUCAACAGGGAAGAUGCUGUUCGAGCAAUCAACAAGCUCGAUGGUUACGGUUACGACAAUCUCAUCUUGCGUGUGGAGUGGGCCACACCACGAGCAGAUCGCGGCUAG